ACCCGAGCAGCGACUCCCAAGGAAGGCUAUGGCCAUGAGUGCAAAAGCUAGACCCUCGUUUAGCUGUCCGCUCACCCUCCCGUCCCUUCAGGAAGAUCAAAGUGCCUUCUAGCCCAAGUAUGACCCUGAGUGACUUCGUCACACCUUCGUGAGGUCACAGUCACUAGCUCAGAGGGGAGAGGCGAGUUCUGAGUGAGAGAAACCGGGCGGGGUCGGGGCUCAGGAGAAGGUUGGACUGAAUCCUGCGUGUUUCUAACACAGAGGAGUUUGUACCUGCCGUCAUAGCGUCCGAAAUGGCUGAAUCCCAUUGUCUCUGCUGCUGCUGCUCAAAAUAUCUCCAGACACAGAACCUCGCAUGUUUCCUCACAAACCCACACUAUGGCAGCCUCAUUAAUGCAGAUGGCCAUGGUGAAGUGUGGACAGAUUGGAAUUCUUUGUCCAAGUUUUUUCAGUAUGGAUGGAGAUGUACCACUAAUGAGAAUUCCUAUUCAAACCGUACCCUGAUAGGCAACUGGAACCAGGAAAGAUAUGACCUAAGGAAUGUUGUACAGCCCAAACCCUUGCCUUCCCAGUUUGGACACUACUUUGAAACAACUUACGAUACAAGCUACAACAACAAAAUGCCACUUUCAACCCAUAGAUUUAAGCGAGAGCCUCACUGGUUCCCAGGACAUCAACCUGAACUGGAUCCUCCCCAGUACAAAUGCACAGAAAAGUCAACUUAUAUGAAUAGCUAUUCAAAACCUCAAAUCGGGCAUCUUCCUGGGUGUGUAUGGGAUCCUAAUAUUGAUCAGUUUCAAGGUUGAGGAUUCUAAGAAAGAAUAAGCUUCAUUUUUCCACAGUAGAGUGUAGGAGGGAGCACAUCUAAGCAUAACUAAAAAUUUAGCUCACUGUAACACCAUUGCACUUCUAAAGAAAUAAAGUAGAAAACACAGAA
This is a messenger RNA of Otolemur garnettii (small-eared galago), 937 nucleotides long. RefSeq names its product chromosome unknown C11orf1 homolog (gene CFAP68). The coding region runs from base 294 to 806 and encodes 170 amino acids. The transcript is spliced from 4 exons. Lineage: Eukaryota; Metazoa; Chordata; Mammalia; Primates; Galagidae. Gene Ontology annotation, cellular component: nucleus. The record is from RefSeq and is a predicted model, not a curated record.